GACGUUAAAGUGUUUUGGGGACUCAGUUUUUCGCAUUUUCGCCAUGGGUCGCGUUCUAUUCGGGAGGUUGUCCCUGUGUUUGGUCGUCCUGGUGGCCGCCUCGAUCCAGGCGGCCGUGGUUCGUGAGUUCCCGCCUUUCGAGCAAUUCCAGCGCUUGGAAAAUCCCAAUCAGCGAGUGGUUCCUCUCGCCGACGAUCCCAACUACCGGCUGCCUAACGAAACGAUUCCCGUGGAGUACGAUGUUACCCUGACCACUAAUGUCCACACCGGCGACACUCAUUUCACGGGCGUUGUUGCCAUCACCGUGAGUGUCCUGACCAAGACUUCAAGCAUUGUGAUCCAUGCCCGCCAGCUGGAGAACUUCACGGCCACCGCCCAGCAGCUUAAUGUCGAAAAUGCCGAAUUGCACACCUUGACCAGUACGUACGAGGAAGAACGAGAGUUCCUUACUCUCUUGAAGACUGGGCUGGAGUUCCCAGAAGACACCACCUGGCUGGUGACCAUCAACUACGAGGGCAACCUACGUACGGACAAUGGCGGCUUCUACCUGUCCACCUACACUGACGACGAAGGCAACACCAAAUAUCUGGCCACCACCCAGUUCGAGAGCACCGACGCUCGCCACGCCUUCCCCUGCUACGAUGAGCCCUCCAAACGUGCCAACUUUACCAUCACCAUUAAGCACGAUCCCUCCUACAAUGCCAUCAGCAACAUGCCUGUAAACGAGACUACAUCCAGUUCUGGAGUGACCUCCUUCCAGAAGACCGUGAACAUGCCCUCCUACCUAGUGGCCUUCAUCGUCUCCCAGUUCGUGUACACCGAAGGCGAAUUCAACAAACUGACCCAGCGCGUGUACUCCAGAGAGGGAACCCUGGGCGACCAGGAGUGGGCCCUGACUAACGGCAUGUUGGUGGAGAAGCGUCUUUCCGACUACUUUGGUGUGCCCUUCCAGCUACCCAAGUUGGACCAGGCUGGCAUUCCCGACUUUGCCGCCGGAGCCAUGGAGAACUGGGGUCUGGCCACCUACCGCGAGGAGUAUCUGCUCUACAACCCCGAGAACUCCACCAUUAACACUCAGACCAACAUUGCCACUAUUGAGUCCCAUGAGGAUGCCCACAUGUGGUUCGGCGAUCUGGUAGCCAUCGAGUGGUGGAGCUACCUGUGGCUGAAGGAGGGCUUUGCCACUCUAUUCGAGAACCUGGCUGUGGAUCUGGCCUAUCCCGAGUGGGACAUCUUCCAGACCUUCCAUGCCGGCUCCUACCAAAGCGCUCUGGUAUACGAUGCCAGUGCCAGUGCCCGUCCCAUGAGCUACUUCGUCCAGAAGCCUUCCGAAAUCGCCCUGCUUUAUGACUCUGUGUCCUAUGCCAAGGCAGGAUCCGUGUUGAACAUGUGGCGUCAUGCCCUCACCAACAAAGUGUUCCAGCGUGGUCUUCACAACUAUCUUGUGGACAACCAAUACACUGCUGCCAAUCCCUCCAAACUCUUCGACGGUAUAGCCAAGGCCGCCGUUGAGGAGAACUAUGCCGUUCCAGCCACCAUUGCUGAGAUGAUGGGCAGCUGGUCCAACCAGGGCGGAGUUCCUCUUCUGACUGUAACUCGUAAUUACCAGAAUGGAUCCUUCACCAUUCGGCAGGAGGUCUACACCAACGACAAGGACUAUACCAACGAUAAGCUGUGGUACGUGCCGGUGAACUAUGCUGAUGCCUCGAAAUCGGACUUCCGCAACACCGAAGCCACCCACUACUUGCUGAACCAGAGAGAGAUCACCGUGAACGCCAGCCUGGACAACGCCAACUGGCUUCUCCUGAACAAGAAGCAAGUAUUCUACUACCGUGUCAACUACGAUGAGACCAACUGGCAGCUGCUGAUUGACUUCCUGCUGGCGCGCCCUCACAAGAUCGCUCCCGAGAACCGCGCCCAGUUGAUCAACGACCUGUACCGCUUCGCUACCAGUGGCCGCGUGUCCCAUUCUACGCUGCUGCAGCUGCUGACCUAUCUGCCCAAGGAGGAUCAGUACUCGCCCUGGUCGGCGGCCAACACAGUGAUCACCCUCUUUAACCGCUACCUGAGCGGCGACGCCUCGUACUCCAACUUCCAGUUCUACGUAAGCCAGUUGGUCAGCGAACAGUUCGACAAGUUCGGAGUACUUGAUCUGACUGGAGAGCAGCACCUGGUUAAGUACACACGAAACAUUCUGAUCAACAUCGCUUGCCUGGCCGGAGUGGAGAGCUGCCUGGCAGAGACCACGGCCAAGCUGGAGGCUCUUGUGGAUCAGGGUACCGUCAUCGAACCGAACUUGCAGUCGCAGGUAUACUGCAACGGCUUGAAGAAGGCCGACGACAGAGUCUUCGACUUUGUCUUCAAAAAGCUGAUCGACUCUAACGACCAAGCCGAGCGCCGGCUCCUGAUCUCCUCCCUGGGCUGCUCCCAGAGCACCACCCAGCUCGAGAAGUUCCUGAACAGCAGUAUUGACGAUAGCCUGCGCACCCAAGAGAGAAUCACUGUGCUUAGCCCAGUGUACUCCCGAGGCGAGGUGGGUCUUCUGGCCGCCAUCGACUUCCUAGAUAAGAACUGGGAGGCCUACGGCCAGCUGAACUCAGGAUUUGGUGGAGUAAACCCUCUGUAUAGUGACAUUCUGGGCAUCUCUGCCUAUGCUGUUUCUGCUGACCAGCAACAGGCAGUGCAGAAUCUAGUCGAAAAGGUCAAGGACAGCGAGUACGUUCCGAGCACGCUGCAGGCCAGCGUGGAGGCCAACUUCAAGGCAAACAAUGACUGGCUCACCGCCAACAAGGAGCCCCUGGUGUCCUGGAUGGCCGGAUACCGUACCGGCGGUAGCUCCGCCCUGAAUGCCUCCCUGCUGGCCACCGUCCUGUGCUUCCUGGCCGCCAAGCUGAUCUAGAUCCAUACCUAGCGUCCUCUAAGUUAGUCAUAGUUAUUUGCUCUUGUGCCACAAUAAAUUUCAAAAAAUACUUUAAACCUGUUAAA
Drosophila ananassae is the source of this 2985-nucleotide messenger RNA. RefSeq names its product aminopeptidase N. Gene Ontology annotation, molecular function: peptide binding; metalloaminopeptidase activity; zinc ion binding. The transcript is spliced from 4 exons. The coding region runs from base 44 to 2899 and encodes 951 amino acids. Gene Ontology annotation, biological process: proteolysis; peptide catabolic process. The record is from RefSeq and is a predicted model, not a curated record. NCBI's taxonomy places the organism in Eukaryota, Metazoa, Arthropoda, Insecta, Diptera, Drosophilidae. Gene Ontology annotation, cellular component: cytoplasm.